Daktulosphaira vitifoliae (grape phylloxera) is the source of this 887-nucleotide messenger RNA. RefSeq lists its product as uncharacterized. The record is from RefSeq and is a predicted model, not a curated record. The transcript has 4 exons. NCBI's taxonomy places the organism in Eukaryota, Metazoa, Arthropoda, Insecta, Hemiptera, Phylloxeridae. The coding region runs from base 201 to 773 and encodes 190 amino acids.
AUGAAUAGUCAAUAAAGAAAUAACAAUUACGAUAUAUGGUUGGAACUUGAUAUUUGUACAAUUUUACGUAAGUUCUACGUGAGAUUUCCUUCUUUCAAAACUUGUUGAAAAUAUGGUAUGCUGAAAAGUAGAAUAAAAAUAAUCUAAUCUAUUGAAAAAACUGUGUACACAUCACAAUACACAACGCGGCUAAAAAAAUAAUGUUCAGGGAGUGUUUAAUGAUUUUAUUAGCUUUUCUAGUCGCAUUAUCACUAGAAAAUGAGGAGUGUACUAUUUGCUCAGAAUCUGUUUCUGAAUUUAACACAAUGGAGCCAUGUCAGCACAAAAUUUGCUAUAUCUGCGUAACUAAAAUUAUGAGUUCGAGUAAUUCUACUUGUCCCUUGUGCAGGCGUAAUUUUCUCUGGACAAAAGGCGCAAAAACACACGAAGAAGAACUCUCAAUUUUAAAGGUGGCUGUUAUGGAUAAAUCGAUUACUGUCGAAAAAAUCAUUUCGUAUUUUUAUAUUCUUCCACCUUGGCAAUAUGCCGAUGAUCAAAUGUUGGACGACAUUGGAGAAAUUAAAGACUCGUAUCCUUCUGAAGAUAUAUCCAUGUUAAUUGACUUUAUACGAAAUGGUUGUUUUAAUUAUACUAUCGAAGAAGAUGUGGAGCAACGUCGUAAGUAUUUCCGCAAAGAACCUAAUGAUGAAGAAAAAAUUAUAUUGCAAAAUUAUUAUAUAAGAAACGAUCUUAACGUUCAGAACGAAUUUAAUGCACGAAAAAUUAUGUUCUAGCAAAUAAAAGUUUGAUAACUCGUGUGUUAAUAUCAUAAAAAAUACAGUUAACGACUGUUGAUUAACUUAGUAUAUAUUUUUAUAUUUUAUUGAAAAUAAAAAUUUAUCUUUCCA